CAUGAUUAAACAUCUUAAUACACGAAUACAAGUUCUGCUAUCAAAUAUCUCAUACAUUUUCUGAUUUUGUAUUUAUACUUUCGUGUUGAAACUAAUUAAAAAUGGGAUCUAAUGCUUUUGAAGUUCUAACUUUCUUUUUUAAAGAUUAUAAAGCAAAUACUCCUCAAAAAUUAAAAAUUAUUGAUGCUUAUCUUUUGUAUAUUCUUCUUACCGGCAUCAAUCAAUUCUUAUAUUGCUGUCUUGUUGGAACAUUUCCCUUUAAUUCCUUUCUUUCUGGCUUUAUAUCUUGCGUUGCUUCUUUCGUACUUGGCGUGUGUUUGAGACUUCAAGUAAAUCCACAAAACAGCAGUAACUUCUGUGGGAUCCCACCUGAAAGAGCUUUUGCUGAUUUCAUUUUUGCUCAUGUUGUUCUCCAUUUAGUUGUCAUGAAUUUCAUUGGUUGAUUUUUUUUUUUCUUCAUAAAUGUAAGUUUGGAAAAAGUGAAUCAUCUAUAAAUAAUGUAUUUUCUUCAUAUGUAUGUUUUUCUGAAUUCUAUGGCAAAUGAAAAAUG
Argiope bruennichi is the source of this 550-nucleotide messenger RNA. RefSeq names its product dolichyl-diphosphooligosaccharide--protein glycosyltransferase subunit DAD1 (gene Dad1). NCBI's taxonomy places the organism in Eukaryota, Metazoa, Arthropoda, Arachnida, Araneae, Araneidae. Gene Ontology annotation, biological process: protein N-linked glycosylation. The coding region runs from base 102 to 443 and encodes 113 amino acids. Gene Ontology annotation, cellular component: oligosaccharyltransferase complex; membrane. The transcript is spliced from 2 exons. The record is from RefSeq and is a predicted model, not a curated record.